Messenger RNA from Oppiella nova, 893 nucleotides. The record is from the annotation of a GenBank genome assembly. NCBI's taxonomy places the organism in Eukaryota, Metazoa, Arthropoda, Arachnida, Sarcoptiformes, Oppiidae.
CCCAACACCUCCACUUUCUAUUGGCUGCACCAGUACUGGGACGAGCCGUCCGACCCGCGCACCAGAAACUACUUCUUAGUGCACCCGUCCAUGAUAUCUAUGGCCCUAUUGAUGAUUGUAUACAUGCUUUUAGUGGUGGUUAUCAUACCCGGAUUCAUGAGGAAUCGCAAACCCUUUAACCUGAAGGGCCUUAUCAUCGGUUACGACGUGUUAAUGGUGCUUAUCAACGGCUACUUCUUCGCCAAGACAUUGCAGAUCAGUUGCUUUGGUCUGGAAAUGUGGAACUUUAAGAAUACGAAAGGAGAUACCUCUCCAAAGGCCAUGGAGUUUAUCGACACGGCCUACUACUACUACCUGUCCAAACUGGUGGAUAUGGUGGACACGUUUUUCAUGGCUUUCCGUAAGAAGAACUCUCACAUCUCGUUCCUACACGUGUGGCACCACAUCUCCCUGCCCUCCGCCGGCUGGAUGUUCAUGAAAUACAAUCCAUAUAUGCCGACGAUAUGCAUAAUCCCUAUAAUAAACACCUUUAUUCACGUCAUAAUGUACUCCUACUAUGCUUUGGCCGCAUUGGGACCCCAGUACCAGAAGUACUUGUGGUGGAAGCGCUACAUCACCCAAAUCCAACUGAUCCAGUUCCUGUGUGUCAUGAGCUGGUUCGUGGUAGUCUACUAUAAGCAAACAGACCUACCCAUUGGCUACAUGGCCUGUAACUUCGGGAACGCCGUCUUUUUAUACGUACUGUUCGCCGGUUUCUACCGGAGCUCCUAUAAGCAGAAAGUCGCGCAAACGGCGACUAAAACACACAAAACACUCAAAACUCAAUGAUAUGUUAUAUUCAACACUAUUUGCCAAUACUUUUGUCUCAAACGUUGCCAUUUAUCUUACGAAAC